Molecule: messenger RNA, 2751 nt
Organism: Aspergillus ochraceoroseus IBT 24754
Lineage: Eukaryota; Fungi; Ascomycota; Eurotiomycetes; Eurotiales; Aspergillaceae
Product: putative GTPase activating protein (Gyp3)
Exons: 1
Coding region: 63-2411 (782 amino acids)
Source: RefSeq, a predicted model, not a curated record
CCCCUACCAAUUAUUUCCUCAACAAAUGUCCAGCGGGAACUGGGUGUUAGCUCGUCGUGGCCAUGGUCACGGAAAAUGCGGACUUUCGAUAUCCGCCUCAAGCUCCCUUGGGCGAACAUGAUAUCUCAAGUCGUCGCAGGAUCCCUGCUCCCCCUCGUCUGGAUCCCCUGAGAAUCAAUCCUCCUUUUCCCCGUCCCUCCACCGCCGACGGGCUCCGUCCCCCGCAUUCCCACCGUCCUCCGCUCCCUCGCUCUCCUCGAAGACCUCCUGCAUAUCCCCCUCGAUCGGAUUCGGCCUCCCGUUCGGUGUCACCGCGUCUGUGGCUUGACGAUGGCUCCCCCAUCCAACGACCGACUUAUCAUAUGCCCCCGUUUCCGCCUUACGAACGGGCGACCAAAUCCCCCCCGACGGAGGGAGAGAUGGAGCGUCUGCCUCGUCAGAUGACCCCCCCCGACCAAACCGAUCUCCCGAUGCCCAUGUCUGCAUCGCGGUUGAACCACAAGCGCUCCAAAGGUUACCGGCCGCAGGAGCGCCGCGCACACACUCCCAGCCCUCACGGCCUCACUUUACCACGCAAUCCUUAUAAUCAUCAUACCCGUCCCUCGGAUCCAUACCGGGAGGAUGCCCUCCGUUCCAGCAUGAACUCGGCUAUGACGUCGCGGUCGAGCAUCGAACAGGCCAGUGGGACCGAGCGAAGUAGCGUGCUGACGAAAAGCAGCUCCAUCACCGACCUGUCUCCCGAUACUCCUGAUGGAUCGUAUGAGAAGGAUGAGGGCAUGAGUGUUGAAGACGCAAUCUCCAUGUACCUGGACGGCUUUAGCGAUGUAACAGAAGAACCGGCGUCUCCCGAUUUGUUGGACGAUCCCAAACUGAAGCCAUUGAGUCCUCCACUGCCAGCUGACCUCUCUCUGGAUGCGAAUCCUCCCGAUGAUCUCCCCAUAGAACCCCCGUCCUCGCAUGCGGACCCGGCGGACCCAACCCUGCUGAACCAGCAGUCUUUCGGCGAAGAACGGUCGGAUGAGAAACCGCCCGAGGAGCUGGUCGAGCCGUCUUCACCAAUCCAGCCGCCUCCUAGUCCCCGAUCGGUUGACUCCAAGAUCAUGCUCCCUGGGAUCGUGCCGCCGCCGUUGAUCGCCAAUUCGGAAUCCCGGGACUGUUACGGGUUUCGCAAGGCAACCACCUACGUGACCCUGGAGCAAUACGAGGCUUGGAACACGUCGUAUGCGGACUUUGCCGCAAACCGGAGACUCAAAUGGGCCGAACUGCUGAGCGAGAACGGGCUCCCCACCGCACAACCAACCACAUUCCCGGCGAAAUCGUCCAAAGUCAAGCGCUACGUACGGAAAGGAAUUCCGCCCGAGUACCGGGGAGCUGCCUGGUUCUGGUAUGCCGGAGGCUAUGACCAUCUGAACCGGAACCCAGGACUGUAUGACCAGUUGGUCAAGCAGGCGAUGGAAUCCCCCAGUGAUGACGAUAAAGAACACAUCGAACGCGAUUUGCACCGCACAUUCCCCGACAAUAUCCACUUCAAGCCGGAACAACCCAGCCAGUCUGGGAACCUGGGAGCUAGCGCUGGAAGCAGCAUCCCGGGCCGGGGUUCUGUGAUCGUCGAGACCGAAAUGAUCCGGUCCCUCCGCCGGGUCCUCUACGCGUUUGCCAUUCACAAUCCCCAGAUCGGCUACACCCAGUCGCUCAACUUCAUCACGGGGCUGCUGCUGCUGUUCCUGUCGGAAGAAAAGACGUUUUGGAUGCUGCACAUUGUUACCUCGGUGUACCUCCCGAGCACGCACGAGAUCAGUCUCGAGGGGGCCAACAUUGAUCUGUGGAUUCUUAUGGUGUUGCUGCGGGACUCUCUCCCGAAUGUGUACAACAAGAUCGCUGGCUCGGGGCCGGGCAAAUCCAAGACUCCGGCGCUUUCGGUUCACUCUCGCUUGCCGGACAUCACCCUGGGCCUGACGAACUGGUUGAUGUCGGUCUUUAUCGGCACGCUGCCUCUGGAAACCACAUUGCGCGUUUGGGACGUGUUCUUCUACGAAGGGUCGAAAACCUUCUUCCGGGUUUCCAUGGCGAUCUUCAAGGCCUGCGAGAAGGAUAUCCUGGCCGUGUCAGAUCCGAUGGAGGUGUUCCAGGUGGUUCAGACCGUGCCCAAAAAGCUGCUGGAUGCCAAUGCGCUCCUGGACGACAGCUUUGUCCGCCGGAAUCGCUUUGGACAGGGUCGCAUUGAAGAGUUGCGAGCGUCUCGCCGCGCCGCCGUCCGGCAGGAAAAGCUACGGCGAUCGCAGGCGAUGAGCAAAGGCCAGCUCCACGCUGCAACUGAUGAGUGGCCGACCCGAUCGAAGACGCCGAUCCCGGGGAUCGAACGCUCUUUUGCUGAUUCAUGGCGUCAGAUGAGACACCAUGCCUUUCGGUAAGCGAACUUCGGGGGGGUUGGAAGGUGUAGUAGUGCCCUGCAGACCCACGAUUAUUGAUACCCAACCACGUUUUUGCUGCUCUUCUUCUCGUUGACUCUCUUUCUGCUCUUCCUUCCCCCUCGAUCGUUGUAAUGUCUACCUACUACAUACCUAAUUAUCCUAAUCGACUCGACCGCAUAUUGAAGAAAAAAGUGUGAGCUGGCAUGGGGUGCAUUAUUGCUCAAGGGAUGGAGCGUCACCAUGCUUUGAUGAUUUUUCUCAUGUAGAUAUAUUGCUCUGAUCUUGAAUUGCUCUGUGGUUCUUUUUUCUUUUCUUUUCUUUUCUUUUUUUUUUUUUUUUU